GCCGGAAGCGCGGAUAUCCCCGUGCCCGCCAUUUCCGGUUCCGCCGUUCCGGUUCCCGCCGCCGCCGCCGCUCGUGUCUGUGAGGGGAGGACGCCCGCGGGGCUCGCCAGCCGGCCGCCAGGAUGUCGUACAUGCUGCCGCACUUGCACAACGGGUGGCAGGUGGACCAGGCCAUCCUGUCGGAGGAGGACCGGGUGGUGGUCAUCCGCUUCGGGCACGACUGGGACCCCACGUGCAUGAAGAUGGACGAGGUGCUGUACAGCAUCGCCGAGAAGGUUAAAAACUUUGCUGUUAUUUAUCUUGUGGACAUCACUGAAGUACCAGACUUCAACAAGAUGUACGAGUUGUACGAUCCCUGUACCGUCAUGUUUUUCUUCAGGAACAAACACAUCAUGAUUGAUUUAGGUACAGGUAAUAACAACAAGAUCAACUGGGCCAUGGAAGAUAAACAGGAGAUGAUUGACAUUAUAGAAACUGUUUAUAGAGGAGCCCGCAAAGGUCGAGGUUUGGUGGUAUCGCCGAAAGAUUAUUCCACUAAAUACAGAUAUUGAUGUUUCUUUGGGCUGCCUUUUUUCAUAAUUCUAUGUCCACUUAAAUUUAUUUCUGUGUAUGUGUGUACAUAUAUGUAUAUUAAAAGAGAAAACCCUACAAGUCUUUGAAUUUUGGGCAUAAUUUGAGUUAUUUAAAAGAUUUGUAUUCUGUUUGAGAAGUAGAAGACUCAAAGCCUGGAACUGUCUUGACAGCUGUAAUACUACAGCUGAAUUUUGGGCUUUUCUUUUUUAAAGACUUUCUCCUUUGUUGUCAUUUUGGUAUUACAUAUUUUUGUACACAAAAAGCCUGUGUGCAGAAAAACAUUUCAACUGGUUUUGUUUGCUUUUAUUACACAAAUACCUGGGAAAACUAUACUAUAGUUUUUUAAAAAUAAUAAAGUGAGUACCACUUACCCACCUUAAUUUUAUUCAGCUAAUUAAAUUUGAGAAUGAAAACAGGUGUAAUUGGAUGCAAAUCUGUAAUGUUGAAGACUUCUUACUUUUGUCAGGAUUUCCUUGUGUAUCAUAUUAGUCUUCUGUAUCCACUAAAAACGGGAAUAAAGCACCAAGGUGCAUUUAUUAAUA
This is a messenger RNA of Oenanthe melanoleuca, 1115 nucleotides long. RefSeq names its product thioredoxin like 4A (gene TXNL4A). The transcript is spliced from 4 exons. Lineage: Eukaryota; Metazoa; Chordata; Aves; Passeriformes; Muscicapidae. Gene Ontology annotation, biological process: mRNA splicing, via spliceosome. The record is from RefSeq and is a predicted model, not a curated record. Bases 123 to 551 code for a protein of 142 amino acids. Gene Ontology annotation, cellular component: spliceosomal complex; U4/U6 x U5 tri-snRNP complex; U5 snRNP.